ACCUCCCCCAGACUUAAACUACAUUUUUCCCAGUGUAAAUUCAGUCAGAGCUAUGGUGAUAAUAAAUCAUAAGUACUCAAUGUAAUGAGUUAGAACGAUAUACCAGACCGGAAUGGAUGUCGACCGAUGUAAGGAUGUUGAUAUCGGUCGAUGCAGGUAUUGUUCUGUCGAUCGAUGUCGACAGUGUCUCAUCGGGCGAUACUAAGGACAAUCGUCUUCUCGGAUCUGUUUUUGUUUCUUUUUUUAUUUUUAUGACCUGCAAUAAGUAAAAACCAACAUAAAUAGUAUAUUAAUUAAAACUAAAAAAAUAUUACCUAAUAGUGGGUUGCCUCCCACUCAGCGCUUUGUUAUAGUCAUUUAGCUUGACUUUGGAGGUGAUUGGGCUAGUGAUGUUGAAAGUUGGCACUUGUUGGGAAACAAGUCUCCAUAUCUUCUUUGCGCUUGUUGAACCAUGUACCAGUGAAGUCUCUUGAUAGACCAUGGAUUUUACCCACUUUUAGCCAUGGUAUAUAAGUGUUUUAAUAACUAAUUACUACUAUAUAGAGUCUAUUUAGAGUAUUUACAGGUUCAGGUACGUUCUGGAGAAAUAUAGUGAUUUUGGAGCCUUUUGAGGUGCAGAACUACACAGGCGAGUCAGAUAUAUAGCUACGGAUGGAAACCAUCCCACCGUUAGAUUGAGCCCAUCUUUUGGUAAAAGAUCGAUCAUUGAGUUAGCUUUACAAUGCCACCGGUUUGAGGUCAAUCAUCAUCCUGUAGCAGACGUUAUGCCCGUUUUACUGAAAAGUAGUCAGUCUGCCUCGCGAGAGGAAGCUGUCGAGGAGAAGAAGGACUGUAGAUCGAUGUUGAUGCAUUGGUGUCGAUCGACAUUGAUGCCAGAAUAUGGGCUGAGCAUAUUUUAUGACCGCUAAAGCCCAGAAGCAACCCCAAAUUACCAGAAUGCCCUUGGACGACCAGAAACCCUAUUUAUGUUAUUUAUGAGCCAUUGUUGACAGCUACACGCUAUCUAAGCUUUCUUUGAUUCUUGUUCUUAGUUAGGAGAGAAAGAAGGAACUCCUUCAGAGUCCUCCUGGAACUCCUUUGGUUUCUUGAUUGCUUUUAUAUCUAUUCUAUUGCAAUUUCUUAUCUAUUCUUCUAUGAUUUUCUGUGACAACUUCAUGUCUGAAUAGAUCCACCUGUUAGGUUUAGGGUUCAGAUAGGAUGAAGGAUUAGCCCCAAAUAUAGAUUGCUAAGUUGUUAGGAUGCCCAUCAAUUGAUUUGCACUUAUUGCUUGUGUUCUAUAGUCGUGAACUAGAACCAUGAUGUUAGGAUGAAUAGGCGCACGCGAGAGCAUGGUUUAUCUCCUGAAUAAUUCAUAUUGUGCUAGGAUUCCUAGAGAAAGACGAUAGUUGAUCUAGGAACAUAGUGAACAUAGUUCAAACCUGCUCGGUAAAGCUCGCUAGAAGGAUCGUCUAUCGACAACUCGGUAGUUGUAUCGAUCGACGGUCUGAAAGGUGUAUCGAUCGACAUUUCUAUCAAAUCGUCGAUCGAUAUUUUCUACAGAUCAACAUGCGAGAGUUGAGAUCUUAGAUCUAGUGAUAGAUAAUCUAGACAUGCGAGAGCUGGGUAGAUUAUUGUUAUUGUUUGAGUUCUUGUGCAUCCAACAAACAUCUUAUGCAUCUAUAUCAUUAUAAUCCUAAUUUCAUGAAUAGAAACCCUAGAUCUAGCAACCCAUACUUCCAUUAAACAACUCCCUACCAAGCUGAACAAUUGUCUUGUUCAACUUGUUUAUUGCUUAUUUACUGCUUUAUAAACCAUUAGCCUAGCUUAAUCAUAAACUGUUUAGAUCUAAUUGGUUCCCUAGCUCCCUGUGAAUUCGAUCCCUAAGUACUACAAUUCGACCUCUUAUUUGAGAGAGUAUAAAUCACUCCUUAGGGUAAUUUGAGUGAUAUCAAAUUUGGCGCCGUUGCCGGGGAGCUUUGAUCGCCAUUAGAUCUUAUCUAGUUAGAUUUAGUCUAGGUUUUACUACUGUUCAAAAAAACUGAUAAAAUUUUUUCUUUUGUUUUAGGUACAAACAUCUUAGUACCAGGAACAACAAUGAAGAGAGGAUUUAUGGGUUCUUCAAAGAAGGAGUCUGCUGAUUCACUCACGAUCCUUAAGUCUACGAGGGAAGAAUCGAUCGACACCCUCCAAGCAGCAUCGAUCGACAACGUGAACCAAGCAUCAAACGAUACUAUCCAACUUGUGUCGGACAACACUGUUCAUCUCGACACUAUUCAUCAUGCGUCGAUCGACACUGUUCAUCUCACGUCGAUCAAUACUGUUCAUCUUCUGUCAAUCGACACUGUUCAUCUCACGUCGAUCGAUACUGUUCAUCCGAACACUGUUUAUCGUGACACUGUUCAUCCGGACACUGUUCAUCCCGACACUGUUUAUCCGGUGAAAAACAACACCACUUGCGGGGAGACAGAGAAGAUCAAAGUGCUCAUACUCAAAGUCAACGAGAAUGAGAUGUUAAGAGACGAAGAAUGUCGCACUCGCAACAGCGCAGGACAAUUAAUUAAUGCUCAGGGUGCUGUGAUCUAUGAUGUGAUUGUUGUUGCUGAGAUGAAUGACUUUGACCUGAGCCGAGACUGGUACGAUUGGGUUGGUCAAGACUCCUUCCAGGGUCUUCCUCACCAAGAUCCUAGAAACCACAUCGAAGAGCUUGAGGAUCUUGUGUCAAGGAGUGAGCAGAAUGAAGUGUCUGAACACCACAUGCUCUGCAUGAUCUUCCCCUAUUCUAUUUCUGGGGAUGCAUUCAGCUGGUUCAGUCAACUAAAGCCAGGAUCUCUAACCAGCUGGGAGAACAUUGAAAGAGCAUUCCUUUACAAAUUUCUUGAUGAUGCUGAGGCAAUUCGAGAAAAGGAGAAAAAUGAUAAAUGGGACAGGUUCUUGGCAUUGUUAGAUGAGGAGUAUAUGAUUCCAAUACAGGUGCUCGACGACAUUAUGGCAAAAAGGGAUGAACAACAUGGAUUUGGAGAGCCGAGCAAAGUAGAAGAAGCUGAUACAAGUGAUCCGACUGCAGCAUCGAUCCGAGCUAAGGCCUCACGCAAUGCUGACUCCAAACAUCUGAGACCACUUAUAUGCGAAGAAGAAGCUGCUGGGUUUCACAAAAGAGUGAAGAGGAAACAUGAUCUUGUGAAGUUUGUGGUUUCAUGCUCUGUAUUUAAAGCUGAAUCUCCUAUUCCACCUGAUAGAAGUAUGCAGUUCAACUCUUACAAUGAGGUAUUGGAUGAUCAUCAGCACGUAGAAGCUUCUCAGAGAGGGUUGCGAUUUAUAGAUGAAGUCGAUAAGGGCCCAGCAGAAGCAGCAUGGUUCGACACCGACCGGAUACCAUCGGUCGACAUUGACCAGAUACCAUCGAACGACAUCAACAAGCCGGCAUCGAUCGACGCUACCACUUCUCCAUCGAUCGACACUGGAUGCGUAUCAGAGCCGAAUAAAUUCGAUGUGUGUGGAAAUCUUAGGGAUGGAGAUACCACAACGCGAUCAGACAAGUCUGGGGGAAAGAAGAGGAUGAAUUGGAAGAAGAGAAAAAGGAUCAAGGACGGUCCUCAGGUAUCAUUGGUCCCUCACUUCUCAGAUGGUGUCAGGAAAUCUAGAGUGCGCAGCAGAUGCUUCUCACAGCCAUUUGCAAAGCUUCGAGCACUCUUUAUUGCCGAGAUGAUAGACAGAGGAUAAGAGUCUAUGGAGGAAGCUUUCACACAAGAAUGAUAAAGCUUCAGAGAGCAGACAUUGAAACUUGUUUUGGAACAUGUUCUCAUUCUCAUCUGGACUAAAUAAUAUUUCCAAAGUUAAGCUAAAUGACUAUAACAAAGCGCUGAGUGGGAGACAACCCACUAUUAGGUAAUUUCAUUAAGUUUAGUUUAGAUUGUUAUUGAUUAAAGUUUUUAUUCAUUGCUGGUUAAAAAAAAAAAUGGAUGAACAGUAAUGACGGUAGUGUAGCAACUGCACUGUAGCAUAUGCACUGUAGCAUCGAUCGACACUGUAGCAAGGAAAUCGAUCGACACUGUAGCAAGGAAAUCGAUCGACACUAUAGCAAAUAAAUCGAUCGACGCUGUAUCAGAAAAUCAGGAGUUACUGUAGCAGCGUUACUGUAGCAGAACACUGUUCAUCGAAAAAAAGAAAAGUUAUGUUUUGUUAGUUAUCUUUUACUGACUUUUAAUGUUUUGUUUAUGAUAGGUAAAAGGAAAAAGAUCCAAGGAAGAAGAGUUGAUAUACCAACAGCGAUCAACGACAACAGGCCAUUGUCGGUCGACAGAGCAUCACGAGUAUCGAUCGAUCGCCACUUAACUGUGUCGAUCGACGCUCACCAUCAGCGAUCAGGAUCGGACUUGGACCGUGGUAAAGGAAAGGCACCGUGAGGAUUCAAGCCAUGGGAAGAUGUGUGGUGAAUGGGUCUUUAUUGUUAAGUGUGAAGUAUUGAUAGCCUAUUUUGCAAACUGUGAACUUAUAAUAGACUAAGUGUGUACUCUAGUAGUAUGUACCCAUGAAUGAUGUAUGGAUCUCAUUUAUUAUAUAUACAAUCGAUUUGCCCCU
Molecule: messenger RNA, 4557 nt
Organism: Brassica napus (rape)
Lineage: Eukaryota; Viridiplantae; Streptophyta; Magnoliopsida; Brassicales; Brassicaceae
Exons: 2
Coding region: 2074-3699 (541 amino acids)
Source: RefSeq, a predicted model, not a curated record